UAAUUAAAAUUGAGUAGUGGUCAAGCAAGAAAAGAAAGGGAGUGUCAAGUUGAUACCUGUGUGUUUCUUGGACACAAGUAAUAUAGGUCACUAGCUCGAGUAGAGACAGAGCACAAGUGAAGAGAGAUUGAUAUUAUUCUUGUAUUUUGAUUUUUUGUUGCCCUUUUAGCAAUAUUGGCAGGCAAGUAAAUACUUUUGGUGAAAAUAGUUAUACACAGAAGAAAAUUUAGUGAAAUGGAGGUUAUUGAGGGCACUGAAAUGAGACCAACAUCAAAGUUCAAGAGGAUUUGUGUGUUUUGUGGAAGUAGUCAAGGGAAGAAGAGUAGCUAUCAAGAUGCUGCUAUUGAACUUGGCAAAGAAUUGGUGUCAAGGAACAUUGAUCUGGUCUAUGGAGGGGGUAGCAUAGGUUUGAUGGGUUUGGUUUCUCAAGCUGUUCAUGAUGGUGGUCGCCAUGUUAUUGGAGUUAUUCCCAAGACGCUCAUGCCUCGAGAGUUAACUGGUGAAACAGUGGGGGAAGUGAAGGCAGUAGCAGACAUGCAUCAACGAAAGGCAGAGAUGGCUAAGCAUUCAGAUGCUUUUAUUGCUUUACCAGGUGGUUAUGGGACUCUUGAAGAGUUACUUGAAGUGAUAACCUGGGCCCAACUUGGUAUUCAUGACAAACCGGUGGGAUUGUUGAAUGUUGAUGGAUACUACAAUUCUUUGCUCUCUUUUAUUGACAAAGCUGUGGAAGAGGGAUUUAUAAGCCCCAGUGCUCGCAACAUCUUUGCAUCUGCUCCAACAGCUAAGGAGUUGGUGAAGAAAUUGGAGGAAUACGUCCCCUGUCAUGAGAGGGUAGCUUCAAAAUUGAGCUGGGAAAUUGAUCAACUUGACUACUCUCAGAAUUAUGAUAUCUCAAGGUGACAAUGGAGAUGACUGCAUUAAAGUAUUAGACGGAAUUUGGAAGUGGAAGGAGCUAAUUUUGGAUGAUCAAUCUUGAACUUUCCAUUUUUUUUUUUCUUUUCUGUAAAUUAUUGCAAUUAACCUCGAUAUGUUAAGGUUCUCAACAUUCUCAUUUCAGUAAAAAUAUCUGGAUUUUCUGUUAACUUGUAAGUACUAGAGGCUUAUGAACAUUCCCAUUUUACAUGUUGACUAAUUUAUAUGUUAACCAUCUUUCACUUC
This is a messenger RNA of Jatropha curcas, 1158 nucleotides long. Its product is annotated as cytokinin riboside 5'-monophosphate phosphoribohydrolase LOG3. Gene Ontology annotation, biological process: cytokinin biosynthetic process. Gene Ontology annotation, molecular function: hydrolase activity, hydrolyzing N-glycosyl compounds. Gene Ontology annotation, cellular component: nucleus; cytosol. Lineage: Eukaryota; Viridiplantae; Streptophyta; Magnoliopsida; Malpighiales; Euphorbiaceae. The record is from RefSeq and is a predicted model, not a curated record.